This is a messenger RNA of Orcinus orca (killer whale), 1388 nucleotides long. RefSeq lists its product as uncharacterized. Bases 794 to 1132 code for a protein of 112 amino acids. The record is from RefSeq and is a predicted model, not a curated record. NCBI's taxonomy places the organism in Eukaryota, Metazoa, Chordata, Mammalia, Artiodactyla, Delphinidae. The transcript is spliced from 3 exons.
GAGAGUUAAGAGAGGUAGCAUCAGGUGGGAAAGGGUACUGCCCUUUGGGGGUACAGGAGGCCCAGGUUAUAGUCACAACAGUAGUAGUAUUAGUAAAUCAUAAUAGUUGGCCAACUUCCAGCAGGGGUCGCCGUUCCCAUCCCUGUGGGUUUCGGAUAGGCUUCCCCACCAGGGGAAGAUUCCCCCACAGGCGAGAUUCCCGCUGUGUCAUAGGGUCUCCAGGACCGAGAGAGAGAACUCUCAUAAGGGCCCACAUGGCAGGGUAAGGGCAGGGUCGGCGUCGGUCCCCACCAGUAUCGAGGUCUAGGUUCCAAGCCCACCCUGUCACCCUUUUGGCUCCGCCCAACAUGCCAACCAAUCAGGCUAGCCCCCCAAUCACGCCCAUUCCCGCUCCUGGCUCCGCCCCUGCGUUCUAGCCCCUCCUUCUCCGGGGGGGCGAGAAAGACGCUUGGCUCAGUCCAGCCUCCUGGCCCCUUCUAGCCCCAGGACCCUCCUCUCCGACCUACUUUGUGCAGGCCCAGCUUGAAGGCUUCCAGCACCGGGACCCGGUGGGCCCCUGGCGCUUCCGGGGGCCUAAAGAAGUAGCGCAGACAGGGCCGAGAGCUGGAGCGGGGCGGGGGUGGGGUGGGGAAAGCGGGGGGGGGGGGUGGCCCGGGUGGGGACGACCCCUGCAGAGCGCACCCCCUGCCCUGGGGCUUGGGCAGCAUCUGGAUCGGUCCUCACCCCGCGCCCGCACUGCGGGCCGGGCGCUGUUUGUUCAGGGGGGCGGGCCGGAGGAGGCGUUUCUCUGCAAAUGAGCUGGAUCCGGGAGGUCCCCGCGGCCCGGGUCCGGUCAGGUGUCCUGACGCCCCGAGCCUGGAACCUUGCCCUUGCCAUCGCCGAGGGGCGCGGGGUCCUGGGGGCCCGCAUGGCUCGCCGCCUGGCCGGGCUAGGGGUCCGGAGGGAGUGCAAGGGGAAGCCGAUCCCGGAGGAGGCCAGAUCCCGGGAUAGGCCCUGGGGUGGCCAGAGCUGCCCUGACCUGGCCCAGGGCCAGGGCAGCACCAGCAGAGUCAGCCUCAAGGCCCAAGCCCAGAGCCUCUCAGAGUUGGACCUUUCGGCAGGGAGCCGUGGCUCCUGGCUUUGGAAGCGAUGACACAGCUCAGGGCGGUCUGCUGAGCCACCGGGGCGCCUACAGAGGCCAGCAGUGGGCAGCGCCUCUGACCUGGCCAACUCUGCCUCUGUGGGGCCAGAGAGCCUGGCACUGGCGGUGACCUCAGCAGAGCCUGCUGGGACCAGGUGUCCCUCAUGCCCACCACCAGCUCCUGCAUGUUUGGAACAAGGAUCUCCAGGCUGCACCUGCCUGCAACCCCCGUACACAGCCCAGGAGAUUCCUCUGAGGCCUGAGCCAC